AGGGUUCGAUUCCCAGUAGCUAACAAUCCCAAAAAAUCCAACGCCGAUUUCUGGCGCGCUUCUGCUACAAAAUCAACAACAGUCAUGGAGACCGGCGACGAUUUUCCAGUCGCCGCCGAAUUGAAGCGUUGUAAGCAGAAGCGAAAAUUACAACCAAAAUCCAAAAACAAUGCUCCUGAAUCUCCAACCACCGCGCCGGAAAAAGUCGCCGGCGCCGGAAUUCCAGUCUCAUUGUUCGAUUAUUCAGUAGAGAAUCACAUCAAAGCAGUUGAUACAAUUUCUAAGCUCACCGGUGUACCAGAAAUUGACGAUACUGAUCGAACUGAGCUUGAUCGCUUAGCUUCCUCCAUCACAUUCUUAACAGAAUGGAGAUAUCUCCAGUACAAAAGAAGAGAAGUUAAAUUUGCUUGUGAGAAUGAGAGUUCAAAAGGAAAAGAUGUGAUUGGUGAAGUAAGUUUGCCUCAAUUCUCUUCUGCGGAAGUUCCAAAGAAGCAUUUGGUGAAUGAGCAGCCAGUUCCCAAAGAAUCGAGCAAAGAUUUUGUAAUGUAUGUUGGAGGUCUAGCGUGGGGGAUGGACUGGUGUCCCCAAGCUUAUGAAAAUACGGAUGCUCCUAUCAAAAGUGAGUUUGUCGCAAUUGCUCCUCAUUCUCCUGAUUCAUCAUAUCACAAGACUGAUGCCCCACUUACAGGCAGAGGUGUAAUUCAGAUAUGGUGUCUUUUAGAUCUCAGGCAAAAAGAUUUAAUUGUGAAAGAAGAUUAUUUAGCUCAGGUUAACAAAAAGACAUAUCGAAAUUUGACAAGAAGUGAAGCAGCUACAGGAGAAAUAUCUGGACCUCAAAAACCAAGAGGAAGACCAAAAAAGAACCCUGGUGAAGCAGUUAAGGAAAAUGCAUCCGGACCUCGAAAACCAAGAGGAAGACCGAGAAAGAAACCUGUAACUGAAUCUUUAGGUGAUAGAGAUUGUGACGACCACAAUUUACAACCUCUUGCUCUAGAGUACCAGCUGCAAUCAACAGAACUUUCUGUAGAUUUGUCUUGUGGAAAUAUGAAUAAAGCCCAAGUAGAUUUUGGGCAAAAUCAAGAAAGAUCUAUCAAUGUGGCAUCUCAAGAUUCUCAGCUUAUUGUUUCAAAGAGGAGAGGAGUGAGAAACAAGGUAAGAUCGAAAGGUCAAACUGAGAAUUCUGGUGUGAUUCCUCUAACACAAGAUGUUGCUGAAGAGUCUCCUGCUGUGAGUUACCCGACAUAUGCUAGCAAUCGUCUUGUAUCAGCAGGGUCCAAUGAGAGUGGCGCCUCCUCAAAGAGAAGAGAAAAAGAAAAAGAAGGAAUGGAAAGCCAAACUCAUAAUUCUACCUCAGCUUUGCUGGCGCAAGAUGUGAAUGAAGAAUCUCCCAACACGUCCCAAACACCUGAGAGCCAUGGCAUUCAUUCCUCACAGUUUGAUGAGAAUGGUUUUCAUGUAAUGCAGCACAUACCAACGGAUGUUUCUCUACCUAGAAUGGUGUUAUGUUUAGCUCACAAUGGAAAAAUAGCACGGGAUGUUAAAUGGAGGCCUUCAAAUCACUAUGAUGUCUCCAGACACAGAAUGGGUUAUCUUGCUGUGAUACUGGGAAAUGGAUCUUUAGAAGUGUGGGAGGUUCCUUUUCCUCAUACAAUUAAAGCUAUUUAUCCUGCUGUUCAAAAGAAGGGUACUGACCCUCGUUUCCUGAAAUUGCAACCUGUAUUCAGAUGUUCAAUGCUUAAGGGGUGUGAUGGGCAAAGCAUUCCGUUAACAGUGGAGUGGUCUUCUUCCCCUCCGCAUGAUAUGAUUCUCGGUGGAUGUCAUGAUGGAGUGGUUGCCUUGUGGAAGUUUUCGGCCAAUAAUUCAUCUAAAGACACAAGGCCUUUGCUUUGCUUCAGGGCAGAUACAGGUCGUAUUCGGGCGCUUUCCUGGGCACCGUUGGAAAGUGAUUCCCGGAAUGCAAAUAUUAUCAUUGCAGCUGGUGACAAGGGGCUGAAAUUUUGGGACUUGAGGGAUCCCUUCCGUCCUUUGCGGGAGUAUAAUGUAGGCCAGGGAGUUCAUAUUUGCAGUGUGGACUGGUUGCCAGAGCCAAGAUUUAUUGUAAUAUCAUGUGAUGAUGGGACACUAAAGAUCCUUGGCUUGCCGAAGGCUGCAUAUGAUGCACCUGUCACAGGAAACCUUUUAGUUGGAACUAAACAACAGGGAUUCCAUACUUUCACUCGGUCUCUACUUGGGAUAUGGAGUGUGCAAGCUUCUCGAGUAACAGGGGGACUGAGGAUGGGGGUAGAAGAGAAGGGUAUGAAACUCUCUAUGCAUAGUGGCACAGCUUGGAUGACGACGAAGGAUCUGCUUAAUUCUAAGGCCUUGGGUGUUGCGGGCAUGGUUGCAUACUGUGGGGUAGAUGGUACAGCUGCUCGGUUUCAGAUGGCUAGCAGAAUGUAUAAUGAUGCUGUGAGAACUCGUACCCCACAUUUUCUUUGUGGAUCAUUUUCCGAGGAUGAAUCAGGUAUCAGCGUCGUUACUCCAGUGCCAAAUACUCCCUUCCGAAUGAUCUACUCAGGGAAACAGUGGCGUGAUGCCAUCCCGAGAUCUCCACAUGGUCAGGACAAACGAGUGAUAGAGCAAUCAGAUGAACAACCCCUGGCUCUAUGUUAUGGCAAUGAUCCAAACGUUGAAGGAGGAUCAGAUGACGAGUUAGCGUCUCAGGAAUCCAAAACAAAAACAAAAACUACGAGCAAGAAACCGGAAGCUGAUGAAGAAGAAGCAACACGAUUGAGACAGAAAUUUGAAAAGUUACCUCCCAAAAUUUUGUCGAUCCACCGGAUAAGAUGGAAUAUGAACAAAGGCAGUGAGAGAUGGCUAUGCUAUGGAGGAGCUGCCGGGCUGGUACGCUGUCAACAGAUUGAUUUAUAGACUGUUUUGAGUAACUACAAGGGGAGGAUGUAGAUUGUAAGCUUUGUAUUAGUAUUAGUAUUAAGUUAUCCCCUUAGAGAUAGAGUAUGUUGUAUGUAUAUUAGCAAUUUCAAGAGAAGUAUUUGGAGUUUAUUGAGCAUUGGAUAUUUAUAAACUCUUAUGUA
Messenger RNA from Solanum dulcamara, 3074 nucleotides. RefSeq lists its product as uncharacterized. NCBI's taxonomy places the organism in Eukaryota, Viridiplantae, Streptophyta, Magnoliopsida, Solanales, Solanaceae. Gene Ontology annotation, molecular function: protein binding; DNA binding. The coding region runs from base 85 to 2910 and encodes 941 amino acids. The record is from RefSeq and is a predicted model, not a curated record. The transcript is spliced from 16 exons. Gene Ontology annotation, cellular component: transcription factor TFIIIC complex. Gene Ontology annotation, biological process: transcription by RNA polymerase III.